Ostertagia ostertagi is the source of this 894-nucleotide messenger RNA. NCBI's taxonomy places the organism in Eukaryota, Metazoa, Nematoda, Chromadorea, Rhabditida, Trichostrongylidae. The record is from the annotation of a GenBank genome assembly.
AUGUCGUUGAAUUAUGCUCAAGCGCUGUCUCCCUAUGAGAACAAGGGACAGGUUGGAAUGCCAGAGGAGGUAUUGGCUUCAAUGUCUUUUGCAAAAAUUCUCGAAGUUUCUUUCCAGUUUCAUGACUCUCCUGAAGAAUUAGAUGUAAAGUGUGCAGAACUGGCUAAACUGCUGUUGCAAAGUAAACGAACAUUUGUUGUGACAGGAGCAGGCAUAUCAACGUCAGCCGGGAUUGCUGAUUUUCGAGGGCCAAAUGGCGUGUGGACCAUCGAGAAAGAGGGCCGUGUGGCGGAAAGCGUUGAUUUUACGCGUGCUCGCCCAACGCUUACGCAUCGUGCCCUUCGAGUGUUGGAAGAGCGAGGACUGGUGAAAUUUCUAGUGUCACAAAAUGUUGAUGGGCUACAUCCACGCUCGUCCUUCCCGUUGAAUCGAUUGGCAGAGCUUCAUGGGAAUGUGUUUUGUGAGCAGUGUGAAAAGUGCUCUAGGCGAUAUUACCGAGAUUUCCCAACCGGAAGUGUCGGCCUUAAAUACACGGGUCGUAAUUGUGAAGGCACGCCAAAGGGCCGUGCAUGUCGUGGACGUCUUCGUGACACAACUCUCGAUUGGGAAGACGCCUUACCGGAGCCCGAUUUUACUAUAGCUUAUGACUAUGCGAAGAACGCAGAUCUGUCGCUAUGUCUGGGAACGUCGCUGCAAAUCGUGCCAGUGGGGGACAUGCCUCUUUUAGCGAAAAAGAAUGGUGGAAAGAUGGUGACCGUGAAUUUACAAGCAACGAAGCAUGAAAAGAAAGCAGAUUUGGCGAUUCAUGGCUUGGUAGACGAUGUGAUGACUCGAGUAUUAGGUCACUUGGGCAUCAAAAUAGAGGAAGACGUGGAUGAAAAAGGAGGUGAGUGA